Molecule: messenger RNA, 2389 nt
Organism: Geodia barretti
Lineage: Eukaryota; Metazoa; Porifera; Demospongiae; Tetractinellida; Geodiidae
Source: the annotation of a GenBank genome assembly
AAACAUGGCCGCUGAAGUUCCUCCUCUGGAGAAGAAGUAUGUCAAGAACAAGAUAUCCUCGCUGAGUGCAGGCAUUCAGGUAGCCGAGGACGAAGGGGCCAAACGCCGAGAAAUUCUCUCCCACAUAAAAUCCGUGAAGCAUGACGGGCAGUUUCAGCUGGACGACUUGGAGUUUCCCGGAGGGUCGGCGUGGUUCAACAGCGGCCCACUCUCCCUGUCCGGGGACCUGAGAGGCAAGCUGGUGGUCCUGGAUUUCUUUACGUACUGCUGCAUCAACUGCAUGCACGUCCUGCCCGACCUCGCCUCUCUGGAGCGGGCUCACCCGGUCGAGGACGGCCUCGUCGUAGUCGGAGUCCACUCGGCCAAGUUCCUCAACGAAAAAGUCUCCGAGAACAUCGAGAAUGCCGUGAGACGCUACGAGAUCUCCCACCCCGUGGUGAACGACAGCGACAUUGUUCUGUGGAACCAGCUGGGCGUGGUGUGCUGGCCGACGCUCGUCGUCCUUGGCCCCAGCGGGCGCCUUCUCCAUUACAUCAUUGGAGAAGGCCACGGACCGGAGCUGGCGCUGUUUGUAGACACGGCUCUGGAGUACUACAGGAGAGAAGGUAGUCUCGCUGGAGGAUCCAUCCCAGGAGGUGGGGGGAGAGGGGGAGAGGGAGGAGGAGGUGUCACUGAAGCUACUCCACUCAGAUACCCGGGAAAGGUGGUGUGUGGGAGGGAGGAGGGGGAGGAGAAGCUGUAUGUAUCGGACACAGGCCACCAUAGAGUGGUGGUAGUGGACAGAGGGACCGGGGCAGUGACUGCUGAGUAUGGAAGCGGAGAGCCAGGUCUGAUAGACGGAGAAGCGCAAGAGGCGCGGUUUCGUUCUCCGCAGGGACUAGUUCGGGACGGCGACAACCUGUACGUGGCAGACACAGAGAACCAUGUCGUUAGAAAGGUGGAUAUGGGUAGUGGAAGUGUUAGUACCGUGACGGGGACAGGUGUGCAGGGGAAUGACAAGGAGGGAGGAGGGAAGGAGAGGCUGCAGGAGAUUAGCUCUCCCUGGGAUCUGGCUCUUGGAGAUUCUGGCACUGGUGGUGGUGGAGCUGUGCUGUACAUAGCAAUGGCUGGGACCCACCAGAUCUGGGCCCACUUCCUCACAGACUGCACCUGGAUCAGAGGGAGUCAGCAGGAGAGAGGGGUGACUGUCAGAUUCACUGGGUCUGGAGAGGAAGCCAACAGAAACAACUCCUACCCUCACAAGGCCUGUUUUGCUCAACCCUCUGGAGUAACUCUCACCAAAGGUGGUCUGAUGUAUGUUGCUGACAGUGAGAGCAGUACAGUGAGGUGUGUAUCUCUGAGAGAUGGCGGUGUGAAGGCAGUGGUGGGAGGAGCCAUUGAUCCUCUGGAUCUGUUUGCCUAUGGAGAUGUGGAUGGGAAGGGGAGAGAGGCUAGACUGCAGCACCCACUGGGUGUGGUCUGGAGCGAGAGGGAGAAGCUCCUCUAUGUGGCUGACUCUUACAAUCACAAGGUAAAAGUCGUUGACCCUGCAACAAAACGGUGCACCACCUUGGCCGGGACGGGCCAGAGUGGUCUUGUUGACGGUCCUUUUGAGCACGCUCAGUUCUCGGAGCCGGGUGGUCUCUGUCUGGACCCCACGGAGAGGGUACUGUUUGUUGCCGACACCAACAACCACGCAAUACGUGUCCUGGACCUGGACCAGAGGACCGUAACACAGCUCAGAGUCGAAGCUCCAGAUGUGUCAGUUACCAGAAGUGGGACUGGGCCCUCAGCUCCAGGGUUCAAGAGGUUGACUGGGAAGAGGGCACAGGUCGUGCAGUGUCCACCGGUGACUGUGGGAGGAGGAGGAGGAGGGGGAGAGGUUAGAUUGGCUCUCCACGUCACCCUCCCUCCUUCAACUGACUGGACCAGUGGAGCCACCAGUGCCUGGCAGGUCAUUCCAGAACCAGGUGUGUUGGAGAGCUGCCACCCAGCGAGGGGAGUGAUUCAGCCAGACCAGGACAUAUCACUGACCCUGGUCACUGCCGAGGGACUGGAGCCUACCAGUUCCACUGUACAGAUCGAGUUGCUGGUCUACUUCUGUGAGGCGUCUGGAGUGUGUCACAUGCAGGGGGCACUGCUGGCAAUCCCUCUCGUCCCCUCCCAGUCUCCAGCCUCCACACCUUCCCAGGUCACACUUCACUACUCCCCUCGGCUCCCCAAGACCGCCUGACAGCAGCAGGAAGUGGAGACAGGGAGACAAAAAUCUCCAGAAUCAACUAUAAACUAUAAUAAUUGUAGUUUUCCACUUUCACUGGGUUCCUGAUCACUUCAAAUCUAGUCACUUUCAGAAAUUAAUUGAGUCUGGGCUAUAUUAUGGUGUAACAGUAUAGUCUAUGAGUACUUUGUA